AUGUGGAUAGCCUCUUCUGCAAUGGGCCCGCAGUACGCUGUGUUGUUGGCGUGCGUCGUCGCGACCAUGGUGUGGCAUACGACGGAAGGCUGGGGACCCAGCUUUCCCUGGACGAGAAAUAUGACCAUAAAAAACCCAGAAAACCACCCUACAUUCAACGACGCAGAACUUGGGCCCUUGCAAGAUGCAUGGCAGGUCCUGGAAGAAACAUCGAAAAAUGCGUACUUCCUAAUGUUUCGCACCCAAAUUUAUGUUUUUAAGAGAUGUGUCUACGCAACAGCAAAUAUCACAGACAAAACAAACAAAACCGCCAAUUACAGAAUCACAUUGUACGAUCUAAACGAACAAAAAUACGUGAAUCCCACAGUACAAGUGAGAGCUCUAAGUCAAACUGACUACCCGCUAGAAAACGUUAUACGGGCAAGCUUGAACGGAACACUCCCAAGUGCUACUCCAGUUCCCCCGGGAAGCUACACGUACGCUCAGUAUGAUAACUCCACCUGCUAUUCCAGAGGUACUCCCUUUCCCGAUAGAGGUGUUGCUGCGAAGCCUCAGUCGAGUGCACCAGAAUCUGGUUUAACCGAACAUAUCCUGGACGACUUGUUCAACUUUUCGGAAAUUCCUCAGUAUAUGGACAUGUAUGUGGUAUACAGCGAGCCGCAAUGUUACAUUCUUAGGAGUGCCGCAGCCGAUGGAGGAUGCGAUUUGUGGCUGAGAAAAACCGAGUUAAAACGUAUAGUGGAUGACCUGAAAGAUGAUAUUAUAAAAACAGAAGAGGAACUAAUGAAGAAGAAUAAGAAAUGGCUUGGAAUCCCUGAAAACUGUACUCCGAGAGAUGAUCAAAAACAAAGGCUAUGGAUAUUCAUAAGAGAGGACUUUGAAGAAUGGUUUCAACAUGUCGUAUGGAAACGGAUUUCUCCCGAUUGCGCUCUCGCCUUCAUGAUAACUUGUGGAAAACCUGUGUUUCGAGCUUACAAUCCGGUUAUCUGUAAUACCACACUAAGAGGGCAAUAG
Messenger RNA from Ixodes scapularis (black-legged tick), 1014 nucleotides. RefSeq lists its product as uncharacterized. The record is from RefSeq and is a predicted model, not a curated record. Gene Ontology annotation, molecular function: amine binding. Gene Ontology annotation, biological process: symbiont-mediated perturbation of host defenses. The transcript has 6 exons. Bases 1 to 1014 code for a protein of 337 amino acids. Lineage: Eukaryota; Metazoa; Arthropoda; Arachnida; Ixodida; Ixodidae.